CGUGUGUGUGUGUAUUUUAGCGCCAGCCAACCAGGGGUGUUUAAAACUGCACCCAGGUGUUUAAAGAGAGCGGGACCAGGGCUGAGGUGAAUCGCUCAUAAAUCCAUAGAGUCAUCCUGGGUUACACCUAUAUGAGAGAGACAGAGAGAGAGUGAGGGGGACGGGGAGAGAGAGAGGAGAAAGAGAGCAGGAGAGAGGUAAAGGGGACAAAGAGAAAGAAGGAACGGGGUCAGAGGACAGAGAGAGGGAAAGAGAGUAGAGGAGUGCAGUUGAAGGACAUCAAAGAAGACGGACACAACGAAACGCUUAUGAAGAGCUCUGGAAUUAAACACUAGAAGGGGCCCCAGUUACUCUAUUGGAACACCCCGACAUUGACCUAUUGAGAGGUACCAUAAAUGACCGUCCACCAUGCCAGCUGAGAACACAAGACAAACUAACCUCUGGAUACAGUCUGAGAGCUUCUGAAUCACCACAAACCAACCAACGACAACACACUGUCAACUCAGGACAUCAAGCUUCUUCCACUCCCAAGUCACCGGUGAGGUUCAAGUCCACUAGAAACUGAAGCGUCUGUCUGUUCUACAGUAUCGCCGGGGCUCCGUCCGGUACCCGCGGGAAGGAAAGGAUCAUGGGAGCUCGGAGGAGCUGGAGCGGGGACGUGAAAACAUCAGGAGAUAAGAGACACUCGAUGAGGUGGACUUGUCAGCCAUGUCCUGGUUCACCUUAAGACUGCAGGUUAACAGUAGUAGUGGAACUGAAGCCACUGUUGAAGCAUCACUACACAGGGCCUGUUUUCCUAUUGGAUUUAGAUUCAAUUUAGAUAAAGAGUCAGAAGGCCAAAGACGAUUUAUGUGUUUUCAAGUCACAUUUUAUUUGUCACAUUCACAGUUUCCAGCAGGUUUAAAAGGUGCAGUGAAAUGCUUACAUGCUAGCUCCCUCAACAAUGCUGUACAGUUUUCUGUUUUUCACUGGCUCUUAUGCAGUGCUGAAAGUCGCUUUACAUUCUUAAUAAUUCUCUAUUCACUCCAACGUUAAAAUCCGUUUGGAGUCCAUAAGCAACUCUUUAAAAUCUUUCUGAAUACUAAUAGUAAUAACAGUUUAUCCCAGUAAAGCUAUCACUUCAUUGUAGGGACGUACUGGCCUUAUUUAGGAACUCAAACCUAUCCCCAACGAUGAACCAGAGCCAGACGCCCAUCGUGACCUCCAUCUCCCCCCCAGUCAGGGCAUGGUUCUGGGGGCUCAGGCGGUGUCUCUGGGGGGGGUAGCUCCGGGGGGUGGGGGUUUGUGGGUGACCUCUCUCCUCGGCGCUACCCUCCUAAUCAUGCUCGCCAUGGGGGUGGCGGGUAACAUCUACACCCUCUUCAUCAUGCGUUCCGCGGCUCUCCGCCGAUCUGGCUCUCUGUACGUCUAUAUACUCAACCUUGCCCUCGCCGACCUCCUCUACCUCUCUACGAUCCCAUUCGUCAUCUGCACCUACUUUGCUCACGACUGGUUGUUCGGCGAGGCCGGUUGCCGGGUCCUCCUGAGUCUCGAUCUCCUCACCAUGCACGCCAGCGUCUUCGUCCUGGUCGCCAUGUCGUUGGAGCGCUACCGGGCCGUGGCGAAGCCGUUUGACGCCCGACGAUCCAGCACGCGGGGACGGAAGGUAGUGGCGGCCGUCAUCUGGUUCGCGGCGUUUGUCCUGACACUACCCAUGAUGAUUAUGAUACGGCUGAGGGAAGGGAAGUCGAACGCGGCCGGGAACGUCAAACGGAUGUGUUACCCGACGUGGACCCAGGAGGCCUUCAAGGCCUACCUCACCGUCCUGUUCCUGACCAGCGUCCUCCUACCCGGCUUAGUCAUUGUUGGUCUCUACGCUGGCCUAGCACGUCGCUAUUGGACUGUUCAGGCUAGCUUGGGAGGAAGCAGCCGUUCAGCGAGAAGACGAGGCUUAAAACAAAAGGUAGUAACAAUGAUUUUUUGUAUCGUUGUGGCGUACUGGGUGUGUUUCCUGCCUUUCUGGGGGUGGCAGUUGGCACAGUUAUUUUCCCCACAGUCCCUCAGGGCUCUGUCUCCUGCCACUCAUAGUUACAUGAAUUUCUUUGUAACGUGUCUGACAUAUGGGAAUAGCUGUAUUAACCCUUUGUUGUACACCCUCCUGACCCGAAACUAUAAGGACUAUCUGGCUCAGAAGGGUCAGAGCACAGGGUCAAGUAGGUUAGACCUGGGGUCGGCAGCCGGAGCACCUCUACAGGAUCUAUAAUCAGAGUAGAGGCGACCUGGGGUCAGCUGCCGAAGAGCCCCAACAGGAAAUAUAGGAGAAGUGGGGGAAGUAUUUUGACGUGACACAAGUAGGAACUAUUAUACUUGACUUAAAUCCUUUUUAUCCUGGGGAGGAGAGGUCAUCCAUGCAGGAACUAUAAAAGAGGGGGAGUUAUUCUGACGUGACACCAAGAGCACUAUUGCUAAAGCAUUUCUGAUACAGCAUUUUUAUCUUUUCACUCUGAGGAGUACCUUGGAUUUGGUGAAAACAUGAGGACAUUUCUUUAUAGCUAUUGGGGCAAGAGCAGCCUCCAAAACAAACAAAUUGUUUUUUGAGUAAUCAGUGCGGCAUAAACUUGACCUAACAACAUGGCUUACUCUAAACUCAGUAGUUUUUGUAUUUUUACAUAAUCUGAAUAUUAUUGGUAUAUAGUUAUACAGAUGUUGGAUCUUAAUUUGUGCCAGUUUGCUACAGCAGGAAAAUAAUCCAGCAGCAACAGGAAAUGUGAAUUAUUAUGUGGAUUAUAAUUAAUGGAUGUUUUUUGUAGGGAUUGAUAGAUUUUUCGUAGGGAAAAUCAAGUCUGAAAUGUCAAAGUGGAAAUAAAAAAUGUAAGAAACCUUUUUAUACCACAAAGCCUUGUUAAACCUCAAUCCUCUAAUUGUUUAAUUUCACACAUUACAGGAAAGUUGUUCUGCAACAGAGUGAUCAGAUUAAGAUCCUACAUCUGCAGCAAUAGCUGUUUGACAUAUAUUCGGCCAGGGGAUUCUAAUUUGCAUUCAUCAUGUAGCCUGCUGUAUUUCUUGUCACAUAUGAAUGUCAUUUAACCAGACACUAUGUAUUUUCUUUUCUUACUUCGACUUUAAUGCCAAAAAUGUGUCAAGCUAAUGUUCUUGGUUGGUUUUCUCAUCUUGUAUUGUUUUAUUACAUGAUUGUUCUAAUAAAGUUUUGACAGAUUGA
Messenger RNA from Salmo salar (Atlantic salmon), 3199 nucleotides. RefSeq names its product urotensin-2 receptor-like. Gene Ontology annotation, biological process: neuropeptide signaling pathway; blood vessel diameter maintenance; regulation of blood pressure. NCBI's taxonomy places the organism in Eukaryota, Metazoa, Chordata, Actinopteri, Salmoniformes, Salmonidae. Gene Ontology annotation, molecular function: urotensin II receptor activity. Gene Ontology annotation, cellular component: plasma membrane. The record is from RefSeq and is a predicted model, not a curated record.